CCUUCUUCUUCUUCUUCCUUUUCUCUUCAAGUUUUCUCUCUUCAGAAAAAAAAAAAAUGAAAAAAAAAGGCCAAAAUUCACAGUUAUUUUUACUUACUAAUAAUUCAUCUAACGAAGAUGAAUUCGAAGUAGCAAAUAUACUACUCGAUCUCGACAACCUCGUUAUCCAGAGACAAUUUGGUUCGUUAAUUUGGGGUUGUAAGAAAAAAAGAUCUAAUCGAUGCAUCGAUUUUUCAUCAUCAUCAGUUUGUAUACAACAACAGCAAGGAUGUUUGAAAGUUGAUGAUGAACAUCAUGAAAUUGAUAAAGCAAAGAUUAAGGUUGAAGUUGUUACUAGUCCUGCUACUCCUCUUUCGUUUUCUCCAAGUGAAUCUGAUGAUAAAUCCAAACAUUCUUCUCGUAAAAGUUAUAAACGAAAGACGAGGGAGGAGUUAAUGGAUAACAUAAAAGAAUUAUCUCAAUGCAGAGAAAUGCUAAGAGGGGAAGUGGAGAAUGUUCGGAAUUACUACAACAAUCUAAAAGCUUAUAAUUUGAAGUUGAAAGCAAGGAAAGAACAGGUAACAAAAAUGUUGAAUAUCCAAGGUGGUGGUGUUAAUUUAGGUCAACUUUACAAUAAUUCUGGAAUGGAGCCCAAUCAUCAACAGCCAUUCAUUAUGGAUCAGGUUGCUAUUCAUAGAUAUCAGUACCCAUUGGGCCAGGUGCAGCAACAGGCCCAACCUUUUUUCUCAAAUAGAUUGGGCCUAGGACUGGGUCCAGGCCCAAUGGUCCUUCCAGAUCUAAAUGUUCGUGUGGAUGAGGCUUUUACAUUGGACCGGUUCGAUAUCGAUAGAAUGAAUGUUGAAAGGAAGGCCCAAUUUGCUGAAGCUAGAAGGAGGAGGAUGAUUAAAAGAAUAGAAGUUAAGAAUUCAUCUGGUUUUAUUAGACCACCAAGAAGAAGAUAGUUUUUGUUUGUUAAAUUUCUUUUAUCAUGUUUUAUUUUGAUCGCGAUAUAGAAGGAUAUGAUUUUUUUGUAAGAGGCGCUAGAAAAGGCCAAUUGAGCAAAGCUCUUUUUUGUUUUGAGCAUGUCGCUAAGUGAAACUUUAUCGUAUAUUAGUUGAAGAAGUUGUUGAACUAUAAUGAUCGUAUACUUUUCAUUGAUCAUACAGGCAAAAUAUUUCCC
Capsicum annuum is the source of this 1159-nucleotide messenger RNA. RefSeq lists its product as uncharacterized. Lineage: Eukaryota; Viridiplantae; Streptophyta; Magnoliopsida; Solanales; Solanaceae. The record is from RefSeq and is a predicted model, not a curated record. The transcript has 4 exons. The coding region runs from base 57 to 941 and encodes 294 amino acids.